UCCAAAUUUGACUUUAAUUUGUUGUUACUUGGUAGAUCUAGAUCUAGGUCUAAGCCCGAAUCGCUUUUAAAUGUAGAUUUAUUGCCUAAUUAAUAAUUGUAUGUAAUUAAGUAUUCCACUUAAUCUACUAAUCUAGACCAGAGAGCUAGAUUUACAAAGUACAGUUACUUUUUAAGUUGCAAGACUUGUUUUUAGUUUUUGUAAGUGUCAGUCAGUACUCACCCUAGUUUGGAGAACCAUGGGUGAAGAGCUGAUUUCCCUGAGGCUCAAGUGUCUGGAACUGUAUGAGGUGAACCUACACAGGUCUAUAACUUCAUACACCGCAAAGGUAAUACAAGAAGGAAAAAUUUUACUAGAACAAAAAUGUAAAGAUGAUAAAAAGCUUAAACUCUUUGAUGCUGAAAUAGAAGAUACUAUCAGAGUCGUCAAGGACAAAGUUAAGGAAUUUUCAGAGCUGAUGAAACCCCAUACAAAACAAGCUCUUUUGCCUGCAAGGGAUUAUGGGGGUUUAGAUAGCCAGAUACAAGUGAUAUCUACAAGCCAAACCAAACUAGAAUUGAAGGUUAAAGAAUUGACUUCAAGGUUAAAUACUUUGGAGAAAAAUAAUUCUGAUAAAAUCAUAACUAAUGGAUUGUCCAAGAUGGAUACCAAAGUCUGUGAUUUAGAAAAGCAAGUUAAAAAUGUUGAAUUAGAUUUGUCUGAGCUAAAGUUGAAUUUAUAUGCAGGAAAUGUUUUCCAAAAUUUUCAAGACUGCGCUCCUGUAGAGAUACAAGAUACAAACAGCUGGAGUAGUCGAAGGGAUUCUCAAGCUGAUGAUAUGGUCAGCAACACAGAUUUAGAUCAAAAGUAUCUAGAGGAGUUGAUUCAGCCAGACAGCCAUAUUGAUUUCCUAUCCUUAGACUUUAAUUCUGAAGAAGUUGAAGUUUGUACUGACAAUGACUUAGGGGCGAAGAAGAAGUUUGACCAGUGUUUGAAGAACCCGGGACACGCUAAUUUUAUUCCCAUCAAACAGCUGACACUGAAACACCUGCCUAAAAACCAGAAACGUUCAAUGGUCCAGUUUAUCAAAGCUGUCUCAGACAUUACUGUCAGGGUAGCUGUAGGUUUGCAUGAUAGAAAACUGGUAUUUGGCGACAAGGCAGAGUUCUUACCCCUAACAAGAGGAGAUAAUACUGUCAGAUAUGGAACUGGUUUUAUAAAAAGUGUAAAAGAGUGCAAAGGUUCCUGCCCUUGUAAUAGCUGCAAAACGUCUUCAUAUCCUUAUAAGAAUUGGGUUGAGGUCAUUGUUAAGACUGGGAAAAUGCUGGUGAUGGAUCAAGCUGAUGCUUUGGACACUGUGUGCUGGUGGGGAUAUGAUGAAGAAAAAAGCCCAGUUGUUUCCCUUGAAGGGAUGGGGAUAAGUAUUACAAAAGCUAAAAAGAAAAAGGAAAAGUUAGCCAAGGAUCACGGGUUAGGCGCUGAUCUAUAUUCUGAUGUAGUUUGUCUAACCCAUGACCUGGAGUUUGGUUUAAAGUUAAAAGAAGCAGAAAAGCAUGUACAAGCCAUGCGGAAAAAGAAUUUUUUUAGGUUUAAGCAAUUGUCAACGCAAGACAAAAUUGUUUUCAUUGUCUCUCAUCCGCAUGGAUACUGUAAACACGUAUCCGUGGGCGAAUGGGUGGAAAAACAAGAUUCGGUCGAUGAAGGGGUCAGAUUUAUCUACACUGCUGACACCUGCCCGGGGUCCCUGGGGGCACUAGUGUGCAUCCCUGAUAUGACUGAUGGUAUAUCUAGCCCAUAUUUAUACUACCAUCAUCAGGGGUGUAAUGAGAUUGGUGGUUUCAACAUAGCAGUUCAUAGAAAAGUUAAAAAACUGAGCUAAACUGUUAGUAAAUGAAUUCAUUACUAAAAAAAAAAGUCCCUUUUCUAAAUUUUGUGAUGAAAUUAUUUUCUCUGUUAAAAUUGGUUGGUUUUUUUUAUCCUCAAUUUACUUUAUAAUGCUGUUUUCAUGUAUAAUAAAAAAAAUGUUACAUUUUUUCUUAACCAAAUGUUUUUUUUAAUGGCUAAAUGUAUUAGGAAUGUUUUUUACGACUUGUUCAAAAUUGUUACUUUAAAGUUCAUUUAAAAUAAAUUAUUAAAGUUUAUUUGCCAAUCUCUGGUGUAGAUAGCUUGCCAAUCAGUCUUAGUCUAAACAUCUGGUUGCAGUUGAUUAUGUUGAUGUAGUAAACAUUAUUCU
Molecule: messenger RNA, 2212 nt
Organism: Physella acuta
Lineage: Eukaryota; Metazoa; Mollusca; Gastropoda; Physidae
Source: RefSeq, a predicted model, not a curated record